AUGGUGGUUGAUCAGAUAGGUUUAUCCAGGACAGACUGCCCAGGUAUUACACACAAAUUGCCUUGGUGUCCAUCCUUACACUUUUCACCAAGUGACACCAGGAGGCUCAGUCCUCGAGGAGUUCCUGUUACACUGUUGUCCACUUCACGAGCAGCUUCAGGGCACUCAGCAGAGUUCCUCAGCAAGUACAUUGUCCUGUGUCCGAGCAUCACCACUUACAGUAGUGUUACUAACAGUGCACUGUCCCUGUCCUGGCAGAUCUUCAUCCGCAGCACAGAUUGUGAUCGGACGCUGAUGAGUGCGGAGGCCAAUCUGGCAGGCCUGUAUCCCCCAGACAGACAAGAGAUGUUCAGCCCUAACAUUUCCUGGCAGCCUAUCCCUGUGCAUACGGUGCCCGAGUCUGGGGAAAGGCUACUGAAGUUUCCAUUGGCCCCCUGUCCACGGUAUGAACAGCUACAGAAUGAAACCCGGCACUCAGCAGAGUACACAAAUAAGACCAGAGAGAAUUUGCAAUUCCUGCAGAUGGUGGCAAAUGAAACUGGGAUCCGGGAUGUCUCCCUCGAGUCUGUUUGGAGCGUGUAUGACACACUGUUUUGUGAACAAGCACACAAGAUGAAGCUGCCGUUAUGGGUGACCCCAGAUGUCAUGACUCGAUUGAAGCAAUUAAAAGACUUCAGUUUUGAAUUUCUGUUUGGGAUUCACCAUCGGAGAGAGAAAGCUCGUUUGCAAGGCGGGGUCUUGCUGGGUCACAUUAGGAAAAACCUAACCAAAGCAGCAAAUGUCUCUGCCCACCAGCACCUGAAACUACUUGCCUAUUCUGCACAUGACACCACACUUGUGGCACUGCAGAUGGCUCUGGAUGUCUACAACAAGAUUCAAGCCCCAUACGCCUCAUGUCAUAUAUUUGAGCUGUACCAAGAGGAUGAUGGUAACUUCUCUGUGGAGAUGUUUUUCCGGAAUGAGAGUGGGAAGGAACCUUUCCCACUGACACUCCCUGGCUGUCAGCAAAAAUGUCCCCUGCAGAGAUUUUUGCAACUCACUGAUCCUGUCAUUCCCCAGAACUGGGAACAAGAAUGCCAGGUAGCAAGCACUGUGCAUGACACAGAACUGUUUGUGGCUCUGGCUGUGUGUGGAUCCAUUCUCUUUCUCCUUAUCAUCCUCCUGCUGACUGUACUCUUUCGCAUACAGUCUCAGCCCCCUGGCUACCGGCAUGUUUCCAAUGAGGGAGAAGAGCAGGCAUGACAAUUGCUCCAACUCCUUCCCAGGCAGUAGGAGGGAGCAGUGCUGCCCGUGAUGAUUGGGCACCUCAGUUACUAAGCGUUCUUCUGCUUUGGUCAUUGUGUCCCAGAAUGAAGCUGGACUGUGAUUUUUGGAUAAGAUGUUUUCUAAAGGUGAUGUCACAGGGAGAGGACUGAGCUACUCAUCUGAAUUAUAAUUCUGAAGCCAG
Struthio camelus australis is the source of this 1447-nucleotide messenger RNA. NCBI's taxonomy places the organism in Eukaryota, Metazoa, Chordata, Aves, Struthioniformes, Struthionidae. The record is from RefSeq and is a predicted model, not a curated record.